Doryrhamphus excisus (bluestripe pipefish) is the source of this 2767-nucleotide messenger RNA. RefSeq names its product RUN and FYVE domain containing 3 (gene rufy3). Gene Ontology annotation, molecular function: metal ion binding. NCBI's taxonomy places the organism in Eukaryota, Metazoa, Chordata, Actinopteri, Syngnathiformes, Syngnathidae. The record is from RefSeq and is a predicted model, not a curated record. Gene Ontology annotation, cellular component: cytoplasm. Gene Ontology annotation, biological process: regulation of axonogenesis.
CACAGUCGGCCAUCUUGGUCAACACCCAGUGUGCAUCCACGGCGGUGCACAGGCAGAGUGACUUAGCGGAGGAGGGUGGCCUCUCCUUGCAUCCUUAAAUCUCUCUCCUGCACAAAAGAGGUCGAGGGGGGAAGGGGGCGGAAGAGGAGGAAGAGCUGCGUCUCAGUCGGACUCAAGGAGGUGGAGAGGAGGGUGCAACCCGUUGAGCUCCUCCGCAGACACCUGCUAAAGGCAUACUCAUCUUUUUUUUUUGUUGUUUCCUUCACGAGGGAAUUUUACCGGAAAGAAAACACCACUGCCUCCCCCCCCCCUCCCAAAAAUCCCUGAACCUGCUGAGUCAUCAGCAUCAUCAUCAUCAUCAUGUCGGAUCUGACGCCUCAGAGCGAGACACCGACUCCCACCACAGACAAGAUCACCCAAGCCGCCAGGGAGACCAUCUAUCUGUGCAACUUCCGCGUGUCCGUCGAUGGCGAGUGGCUGUGCCUGCGCGAGCUCAACGACAUCUCCCUCACCCCGGACCCCGAGCCCGCCCAUGAAGAUCCCAAGGACCCCAUCACAAUCGAGCGCCUCAACCUGAUGAACAUGGCCAAACUGAGCAUCAAGGGUCUGAUCGAGUCGGCGCUCAACCUCGGCCGAACGCUCGACUCGGACUACGCGCCCCUGCAGCAGUUUUUCGUGGUGAUGGAGCACUGCCUGAAACACGGCUUGAAAACCAAGAAGACCUUCCUGGGCCAGAACAAGUCCUUCUGGGGGGCCCUGGAGCUCGUGGAGAAGCUGACACCUGAAGCUGGGGAGAUAACCGCAAGUGUGAAAGACCUGCCUGGCCUCAAAACCCCUUUAGGAAGAGGGCGGGCGUGGUUACGGCUCGCCCUGAUGCAGAAGAAGCUCUCUGACUACAUGAAGACCAUCAUCAACAGGAAGGACCUCCUCAGUGAAUUCUACGAGCCAAACGCACUGAUGAUGGAGGAGGAGGGCGCUGUCAUCGCUGGACUGCUUGUCGGGCUCAACGUCAUCGACGCCAACCUGUGUAUGAAAGGGGAAGACCUGGACUCGCAGGUUGGAGUGAUUGAUUUCUCAAUGUACCUGAAAGAUGGCGGACACAGCAGCAAGAGUGCAGAAGGUGACGGUCAGAUCACAGCCAUCCUGGAUCAGAAGAACUACGUGGAGGAGCUCAACAGACAUUUGAGCGCUUCAGUAAAUAACCUCCAGGCCAAAGUGGACGCGCUGGAAAAGUCCAACACGAAGCUAACAGAAGAGCUAGCGGUGGCCAACAACAGGAUCAUCACGCUACAAGAAGAUGUGGAGAGAGUGAAGGAAGAGAGCUCGUAUCAGCUGGAGUCCAACAGGAAGGCAUUGCGAAGCAACUCCACAUCAGAUGGUCCAGCGCUGGGCGAAACACGCAAGCAGCUCAAAGAGGAAACGCUCCUUCGACUGGAUGUGGAGAAGGAGCUGGAGGUGCAGAUCGGCAUGAAGCAGGAGAUGGAGCUCUCCAUUAAGAUGCUGGAGAAGGACAUCUGCGACAAGCACGACGCUCUGAUGGAGCUCCGACAGCAGCUGGAAGACCUCCGCAUCAUCAACCAGCAGCUCAGCCACAAGUCACAGAGUGCCGAGGCAGGCUCCAAGCAGAAGAGCGACGUCAUCGCUCGGCUGGAGGACAAAAUCAACCAGAUGUCGGGCACGGUCAAACAGAUGGAGAGCAGAUGCAAGCAGGCCGAGCGGGACAAGGAGGCGGCGCUGGAGGCAAACCGCCUCUUCAAGCUGGAGUUUGGAGACAAGAUAGAGAGCCUGCAAGCGGAGGCGGAGCAGCUCCGGAGACACAGUUCCUAUUUGGAGGCGGAGCUGAGGAGAGAGCGAGAGCGCCCCCUGACGCCCAGACAGCCCAGCACACCUCAGGGGGAGAGGAAGCAGCCUGAGAGCAUCCCCAAACCGGGCUCCGUGUCUCCGCCGGGGACAACGGAGGGCCACGCCACACCAGACGACAAGACCAGCCUGAGCUCCAGCUUGUCCUUGUGUCCCUCCGAGGAUGAGGAGGACGAGUCUUUUGUGGAGAUCAGUCAGCCUUCCAUGUGCAGCAUGUGCGAGCUGGACGACUCUCUCCUGAAGACAAAGAGGCAGUGUAAGAACUGCAGCGGCGUGUUCUGCGAGAGCUGCGUGUCCAACGAGUUGCCGCUGCCAUCGUCUAUCUUGCCCGAGGUGGUGUGCAGCGCCUGCUACUCUCUCUUGCUGCAGCAGUACGCCUCCACGCCGUCGUAAAACACGCCGACGGGCCUCCUCCCCCGAACUGGAACCGCAACACUGCACUUUUCUUGACACGACUCCUCCAAAGAUGAUCUUGCGGCCAUAUCACAGUAUUAGAUCUCGCAUUUCACCUAGAUAUAAUAUUGGAAUGAAAGACACACAUCACAGUAAGUAGUAGAUGCAUUCUUCUACCAGGAUGAAAGAUGUUUCAUUAAAAAAAGCAUGACUUUCAACAAUUAUACAUACACUAAUGAUCAAUGAAAAACAUGUAUUGAACUAAGCAAAUGUGGAACUACACGGCUUUCAUUAGAGCGGAUGCUUAAAAUAAAUCACCAACGGCAAAUAAUAAUCCAGAUGCAACAUUUUGGUAGCAGUUUACUUUUCAAAACAAGCCCCCAAAAUCCUUUCAUCUUGGUUACAACUGCUGUGUACUCUUAAUAGCUUUAUUGGAGCAAUGCAUUGCUUCAUAUCACAUGAAAGUGUUUCUGCAAUAAAGCCUCUUUUGUGUCUCAUCUGGAAAUUCCAAAUG